AUGUUAUUAAAAUUAGUUUUAAUCUUUUGUUUAUUAAUUUCAUUAUCAUGGGCAAUAAAUGUUGAAGUUGAAUCAUAUACAUAUUCAAAAGAUGCUGGAAUGCCAGAUAAAUUAGCACACUCAUCAAGUGUUAACGGUAGUGGUGGCAGUGGUGGCAGUGGUGGCAGUGGUGGUAGUGGUGGCAGUGGUGGUAGUGGUAGUAGUUCAAGUGGUACAUCAUCAGGUUGUGGUACAUCAUCAGGAACAGGAUAUAAUGAUGGCGAUACAACAGUAAAUGAUGGAGUAACCUAUAAAUCAUCAGAGUUAAAAAAAAACCUUCAAGAAACAGGAUGUUAUAGUACAGGCGACAAUGAUACUGGUACAGGUUCUGGUAGAAGUUCAACAACUGUUAAUGAUGGCGUUACAUAUAAAGCUACUGAUAUAUUACAAGCUAAAACAUCAACAACCUAUUAUUACUAA
Messenger RNA from Dictyostelium discoideum AX4, 459 nucleotides. RefSeq lists its product as hypothetical. Lineage: Eukaryota; Evosea; Eumycetozoa; Dictyosteliales; Dictyosteliaceae. The transcript is spliced from 2 exons. The coding region runs from base 1 to 459 and encodes 152 amino acids. The record is from RefSeq and is a predicted model, not a curated record.